AUGUUCAUUCCUGGCCAGCUGGAUCAGAGAGAAGAGAGUCUUCUUGAUGCUAUGGUUGCCACUUUAAAGGAUAUAACCGAACCUGAACAGUAUGGAAUGAUAAAGUCAACUCAGCAACAACUAUACGAUCUGUACGAAACAGUUAUCCUGACGGAAAUAAAAGGUUUUACAAUGUCAACUUACUCAUAUGCAACUUUCGAAAAUGAAGUUUACAAAUUACGAGAUCAGCUCGUACUAAUAUCCAGCCAAUACUUAUCAUCCAUCGAUCAAGCGCUGGUGGGUCUUCCUAAGGACUUUUUUAAUUGCGAUCCACCUAAACAUGUCAAUGGCGAAACGUAUGUCGCCUUGAGAGGAAAUAUGAUUAAAACCAUCAGCUUGAGACCCCAAAUUGCCGAUAUUAAGAACAAUAUGUAUCAACAGCAACAUUUGAGGUUAAGUUUCGUUUUAUUUGAUUAUUAA
Messenger RNA from Cotesia congregata, 459 nucleotides. The record is from the annotation of a GenBank genome assembly. NCBI's taxonomy places the organism in Eukaryota, Metazoa, Arthropoda, Insecta, Hymenoptera, Braconidae.